AUGUCUGUGGAACAACCAAACACAGAGCCCACCGAGUUGGUCACUUCUCUAUUCCCAGAUAAGCCGUUCAAAAACUUCUCAAUUGUCUGGACCAACGCACAAAUAAGCGUCAGAGUGUCCCAACAAGGGACCAAUGCCUUUGAACCGAAACCUGGUCGCAUCGCAUAUAUCGGGAUCUCUAAAGUCAGGUCAGGACAAACUAAGGCUGACAAUAGUAUUGCUUAUGAUAGGUCGGAAUCGGGUCGAAAUAGCCUGGAUAAUUCAGAAGAGUCGAAUGAUGAUAUGUAG
Paracoccidioides brasiliensis Pb18 is the source of this 288-nucleotide messenger RNA. RefSeq lists its product as uncharacterized. Bases 1 to 288 code for a protein of 95 amino acids. The record is from RefSeq and is a predicted model, not a curated record. The transcript is spliced from 2 exons.